This is a messenger RNA of Penicillium coprophilum, 1806 nucleotides long. Its product is annotated as Major facilitator superfamily domain general substrate transporter. The transcript is spliced from 4 exons. The record is from RefSeq and is a predicted model, not a curated record. Lineage: Eukaryota; Fungi; Ascomycota; Eurotiomycetes; Eurotiales; Aspergillaceae. Bases 1 to 1806 code for a protein of 601 amino acids.
AUGGACGAGAAGCAUAAUCGCCCCCCUGCUCCCGAGCGAUUCAAUUUGGUGAAAGACGUUGCUAUGAAAGACAAAGCACUCGCCAUGGACAAACAAAUUGUCAAUACAAACAAUAAACAUCCCGCUGCAAAGGAACCAAUAGCAGCUCUGAAAUUUGCUGACCAAAAAACAUUUUACUCAACCGAGGGCAAUUUUGAGGCUUCCCUCGAUGAUAGCUCAAACCUCAUUGACCAUGAGCUUCCUCCUGUCCUCAAUCACUCUGUCACGACGUGCAGAUUGUACAAUGCACGCAGUGACCUCUUGUCUUGUAAUACAUUUGACUCCCACGACGUGAAGGAUAUCCUCUCUAUGGGCCACCGACCUGACAUAAACGAUCUAACUAAAUUCUCUCCCGGGACUGUCGACUCCCCACAUCCAGUCAGCCCGUCGCAAUCACUCGAGCUCACAUCCUCCACCGAGUUCUCCCAUAUCAUUCCUCAAUCAGGCUCUUUUCUUGCUCCAGAGCCGACCAUACUACCGGAGUUGGUAAAAGUUCCACCUAUCAAUGACUACACACAGCCCGUUGAGCUAUGUCACGGACUCGAGGUCCCUGACUCCACCGAUCUCUCAAAGACAAUCGAUCAUUCAAGCCCACUUGCUGCUACAUCGCCUGGCAUAAGACUAGGGAUGGUCGAAAUUCCACCUAUCAACAAAUGCACACAGCCCGUCGAUCUAUGUCAGCGGCACGAGCUUCCAUAUUCUACCGCGUCCCCCAAGGCUAUUAGUCCUCCAGUGUCAGUUGCUGUUCCAAAUUCAACCAUGACCCCAGCUGUCAACAACUACACACAACUCAUCGACCCAUUUCAGGGACUCGAGGUUCCAGUCUCCACCAAGAUCCAGGAGCCACCCCAAAUUCAACAGCCUCUUCAGCAGCAAGAACCACUUCAUCCUGAAGUGUGCACGAACGAGUAUCAAUACCGUUCAACUUUUGGGGGCUCAGAAGAAACAAUACACCACUGGAACUGGUUUGGACAGCCGGUUUAUUCAUCAACCGCCACCCCACCGGCAGUUUCCCUCGCCUUCAUGCAAGCCAAGCCCAAGGUACCACAGGGAAGGGAUGAGCUUCGUGUGAGUUCCAUUCUGAAUCGUGCAAUUCAUUACAUCGAUCCCGUUAUCUUGAAAUCAGACCGGGAAAAUGAAGCAGUUUUGCAAAUGCACGGAUCUGCAAUGAUUCACGCAUGUGAUGGCAUUACCUACACCCAUUAUUCCAUACAUGGAAGUUGGAUCAAAGAUGACUUCUCCAAGCGAAAAAUGACUGUCCCUGAUAUUGGUGUCCCGCUAGCAUCACAACUCUUUGUAGUCGCUAAUGGCAUUCAUGAGAAUGGACCCUUUAUCACUCGAUUCGAGUGGAUGGAAUGGCGAGAUAACCUGGUUUCGGCUACCCAGAAGCCUGCUUGUGCUCCACGCAGACUAACCUGGAAGGCGACUCCUUCCAGAUUUAAGAUCGAGUCCAUACCAUCAACUGAUAAGCAGCCAGCGGUAAAUGAUCCUCUAAGCACCCGCGCACCUGUCGUUGAUUGCGUAAGCAAAGCAGCCCAAAAGGCUGUUCAGAUCACAAAGCAAAUUACCCAGACCCUUGUGUCUUGCCCAAUUGCAGUCAUGGGAAUACUGAAAAUGAACCCCCCUGGCGGCGCUAUUCCUCAGCAUUCCCCCUGUUUCACCUUCGGUAUCGUGGGGGUAAUCCUGAGGAAGGCAUGGACCUUGAUCAAGACUGUUUUCAACCCUCAUGGGCUUCUUUCAAACAUAUUCCUGUCGUUUAAUCAUUGA